AUGGCACCAACAGCCACCGCCCCAAUCGCAGCAGCGAUCCCCUCCAUCCCCACCACCAUCAAGACCGCCGUCAACGCUACGAUCUCCACCGCCUCCACCUCCACCACCACCCUUAGCACCUCGGAGGUUAUCCAAAAGGAAGCCGAGUAUGGAGCACACAACUACCAUCCGCUUCCCGUCGUCUUCGACCGAGCCUCCGGUGCGCACGUUUGGGACCCUGAGGGAAAGCAAUACCUCGAUUUCCUCUCGGCUUACUCGGCCGUGAACCAAGGACACUGUCACCCUGCCAUUGUCGGCGCACUCGUGGCUCAAGCUCAGAAGCUAACGUUGAGCUCUCGAGCAUUCUACAACUCUGCAUUUGCACCUUUUGCUGAAAAGGUCACCAAGACGUUCGGCUACGAAAUGGUUCUCCCCAUGAACACGGGUGCGGAAGCUGUCGAAACCGCGCUCAAACUCGCCCGCAAAUGGGGUUACAUGAAGAAAGGAAUCCCGCAAGGCAAAGCGCGGCUUCUGUCUGUUGAGGGAAACUUCCAUGGAAGGACGUUGGGUGUGAUUUCCAUGUCUACCGAUCCUGAAUCGAGGGAUGGAUUCGGUCCUUUCCUUGACCGAGUAGGACCUGGAGUAGAGGAUCUUCAGAUUCGUUAUAACAACGCCGAUGACCUCGAAAAGGUGCUGGACAAGUAUGGUGAAGAGGUAGCCGCCUUCCUUGUGGAACCGAUUCAGGGUGAAGCUGGAAUUGUUGUUCCCCAUAAUGGAUACUUGAAGCGAGUGGAAGAGUUGUGCAAGAAACACAAUGUCUUGUUCAUUUGCGAUGAGAUCCAAACGGGUUUGGCAAGGACAGGAAAGAUGUUGUGCCAUCAACACGAUCAUGUUCGACCUGACAUUGUCACGCUUGGCAAAGCUCUGUCGGGAGGAGUAUACCCCGUAUCGGCCGUCCUUGCAGACAAGGAGGUGAUGCUAUGCAUUAAGCCAGGAGAACAUGGUUCCACUUACGGAGGCAACCCACUAGGCUGUGCAGUUGCUAGUGCAGCAAUCGACGUUCUGGUCAACGAAAACUUGUCCGAACGAGCCCAAGAACUAGGAGCCAAGUUCCGUCAGCAACUCUCGCAAAUCCAACACCCUCUCUUGGCCAGUGUUCGAGGUCGAGGUUUGCUAAACGCUAUUGUCAUUGAUCAACACAAGUCUACGAAGGGCAGAGGCGCUUGGCAAUUGUGCUUGCUACUGAAGCACAAAGGUCUACUGGCAAAACCAACUCAUGUUAACAUCAUCAGACUAGCUCCCCCUCUUGUCAUCAGUGAAGAGGAUCUGCAAAAGGCAGUCGAGAUUAUUACCGAGGCUUUGCACCAGUUGGACUCGCUCGAUGCUAUUCCUGGCGAUGAUGAGCACCAUUAA
Molecule: messenger RNA, 1392 nt
Organism: Ustilago hordei
Lineage: Eukaryota; Fungi; Basidiomycota; Ustilaginomycetes; Ustilaginales; Ustilaginaceae
Product: putative CAR2 - ornithine aminotransferase
Exons: 1
Coding region: 1-1392 (463 amino acids)
Cellular component (GO): cytoplasm
Molecular function (GO): identical protein binding; L-ornithine transaminase activity; pyridoxal phosphate binding
Source: RefSeq, a predicted model, not a curated record